Molecule: messenger RNA, 1663 nt
Organism: Theobroma umbraticum
Lineage: Eukaryota; Viridiplantae; Streptophyta; Magnoliopsida; Malvales; Malvaceae
Gene: RBP45A
Product: RNA-binding protein 45A
Cellular component (GO): cytosol
Molecular function (GO): mRNA binding
Source: RefSeq, a predicted model, not a curated record
ACCUAGGGUUUCCCUUGUCUCUGAGAUCUUUCGAUUCUCUUCCCUCUGUCUAUCUAUCGAGUAUGAUGCAACAACCACCAGCAGGAGGCGUCGCUCCGCCGCAGUCCAUGGCAGCUGAUCAGUCUCAAACCCAGCAGUACCAGCAGCAACCGCAGUCGCAGCCGUGGAUGAUGAUGCAACAGCAGCAACAACCGCAGGCAGGUCAGCCGGUUCCUCCCCCUUCCGGUUGGGCUCCGCAACCCGUCCCUCCGCCCAGUCAGAUGCAGCAGUACCCCGCCGGUUCAGCCACCGCCGGCUCCAGCGAGAUUCGAUCCCUCUGGAUCGGUGAUCUUCAGCAGUGGAUGGAUGAGAAUUACCUCAUCAACAUCUUCGCUCACACCGGAGAGGUGGCUUCCGCUAAGGUGAUUAGGAAUAAGCAAACGGGGCUACCAGAGGGGUAUGGGUUUAUCGAGUUUGUGUCACGUGCAGCAGCUGAGAGGGUUUUGCAGUCGUAUAAUGGGGUGCCAAUGCCGAAUUCUGAGCAGAAUUUUAGGUUGAAUUGGGCGGCACUUGGAUAUGGGGAAAAGAGGCAAGAUGAGGGUCCUGAUUACACAAUCUUUGUUGGGGAUUUGGCUGCGGAUGUUUCAGAUUAUAUGUUGCAAGAGACUUUUAAAGCUGUUUACCCAUCUGUGAAGGGUGCCAAAGUUGUCACUGAUAGGACUACAGGACGGUCUAAAGGUUAUGGCUUUGUGAGGUUUGGUGAUGAAACAGAGCAGCUUCGUGCCAUGACCGAAAUGAACGGGAUUUAUUGUUCAACAAGGGCAAUGCGGAUUGGUCCAGCUGCUAAUAAGAAGCCAGUCACUGGUCAGCAGUAUCCGAAAGCUUCUUACCAGAAUACUCAAGGAAAUCCUGGCGAGAAUGAUCCAAAUAAUACCACAAUAUUUGUCGGUGGUUUGGAUCCCAGUGUUUCUGAAGAUCAAUUAAAACAAAUAUUUAGCCAGCUGGGUGAGGUAGUUCAUGUAAAAAUUCCUGCUAACAAGCAUUGUGGUUUUGUUCAAUAUGCUAACAGGACUAGCGCAGAGCAAGCUUUAUCAGUUUUGAAUGGCACCAUGUUAGGAGGAAGAAACAUUCGACUUUCAUGGGGACGUAGUCCUUCUAGCAAACAGGCUCAACCAGAUCAGGCCCAGUGGAAUGGUGGAUAUUAUGGAUAUGCUCAAGGAUUUGAAGCAUAUGGAUAUGCACCUCCUCCCCAAGAUCCUAACAUGUACUAUGGGGGCUAUCCUGGAUACGGGAAUUACCAGCAGCCAGGAGCUUACCAACAACCACAACAGUGAGGUGUGGUUGCUGUACCGUGGCUCGAAACUGGUCCAGUCUGAUCCAGGGCACUCUAGGUGUUGCUUUUAUUUGAUAUGUUUUAAGAUUGUGGGUUUUCAUUGGCUGGUGUACGAUGUUGUGGUUGUUUCUCUGAGAGGGUCAUGUUCCCUCUUCUUUUUUUUUUUUUCCUUUUUUUUCUUUUGCUUCCCUUUCAUGUUUCAUCCCAUCUCUUUACCUCUCUUCCCUUUUGAUAUUGAGUUUUCUAGUCUAUGGGCAAUGUUGCUGCAGGCUGAAUACAAUUGCCAUUCACAGUCUUACAUACCAUAGUUGGUUGGACUGAAUGCUUUUUAAUGGUUAUUAAGAUUAUGCU